Molecule: messenger RNA, 1966 nt
Organism: Gadus morhua (Atlantic cod)
Lineage: Eukaryota; Metazoa; Chordata; Actinopteri; Gadiformes; Gadidae
Product: neuroendocrine convertase 1
Exons: 14
Coding region: 324-1904 (526 amino acids)
Biological process (GO): protein processing
Cellular component (GO): Golgi membrane; trans-Golgi network
Molecular function (GO): serine-type endopeptidase activity
Source: RefSeq, a predicted model, not a curated record
AUUCGCGGUGCCUUGCUCUCAUUUAGCACGCACUGGUUGCAAAUGUGUUAAUGUGUUUACUUAAUGUGGGAUAAUGCCAACAAUGUAAAGUGUUAUUGCAGUUACGCAAUUAACAAACACGACUGUUGUCGCUUUAGAUAUGUUAUCAGUGUGUCAUUCCACAGCUAAAAGUCAAGAAGCAACAUUCCCACGAGAAAAAAAUGGAGCGCCGAGGGAGCUAUUUCUUUACGAUCCGGCGUCAGGCUGUAUUAAUGGUGUAAACUGGGAGCUAGUCCAUCUUCAAGAAGCACCUUUUCCUUUCGACUGGACAUGCACAGGCGCUCAUGUUCAACGCCAUUGUGAUGCCGUUUAUCUGCAUGCUGCAGUUGCAGCUCGUGUCCACAGAGGGGCAGCGUGGGACCAACCGGCCUGUAUUUUAUGCUGUGGAAAUGGACGGAGGCGUCAGAGCAGCAAGGGACCUGGCCGAGCAGCACGGACUUGAGUUCAUAUCACGGGUUGGCAGUCUGGAGAAUGUGUACAGCCUGAAGGACAGCAGGGAGCCCCAGGACCAAGCCCCCCUGGAGGCACAACUCCAACACACAGCGGGGGUGGUUUGGCUCCAGAGGCAGCAGGGUUUCCAUAGAGACAAACGUUUCUCUAUCACACAACUGGACGCGAGUCAAGUUCACGGGCCUCCAAGGCAGAAGAAUGUAACUGACAGGAGGUCCAAGAAGAAGAAGAAGCUGACUGACUACUCUCCCCUUACCUUCAAUGACCCUCUCUGGCCCCUGCAAUGGGAAUUGUUUGCGCAGGUGCCCUACAGGUCCAGUAGCUUGGACCUUAAUGUCAUGCCGGUUUGGAAGAAGAACAUCACGGGGAACGGCGUUGUGGUCAGCAUCAUCGAUGAUGGUGUGGACUACACUAACGAGGAUCUGAAAAGGAACUUUGAAGCCCUUGCCAGUGUUGACCUGCUGAGUUCACAUGGUCUCUCCAAUGACCCCAUGCCCAUCAGGGAUGAGGAGAACGGUCAUGGCACCCGCUGCGCGGGUGAGAUAGCCAUGGAGGCGAACAACUCCUACUGCGGGGUGGGCAUCGCGUUCAAUGCCAGAAUAGGAGGGAUCCGCCUGCUGGGCGGCCCCGUCACCGACGCCAUGGAGGCCGUGGCCCUCACCUUCAGCCCCAACCUCAUCCACGUCUACGUGUGCUCCUGGGGGCCCCCCGACAACGGCUCUGAGCUGGGGGGCCCCGGCCGCCUCGCCCGUCGGGCCCUCCAGUGGGGAGCGCACAAGGCGAGCUCUCUUCUACUGUGGCCCCCGCACUGGGACCCGGGGGUCUGGGGUUUACACAGGCUCCACGUCUCAGUCACGCUUAGCCAGGGCCGACACGGGCGGGGCAGUGUCUUCGUGUGGGCGUCGGGGAACGGCGGGAUCCACCGCGACCACUGUGGAGCCGAUGGCUACGUCAACUCUGUGUACAGCAUCGCUGUGGGAGCUGUCACUCACACCGGGGAGCCCGCCUUCUAUGGAGAACCCUGCCCCGCCAUCAUGGCGGUCACGCCCACUGGAGCCAACCCGGACGGAUCUCUGCCGCUGGUGACCGUGUCGAACCUGGAGGAUGGCUGUCAGACCCGGUUUCCAGGGACGUCCAGUGCAGCACCCUAUGCUGCUGGUAUACUGGCUCUAGUCUUGGAGGCCAAUCCUGAGCUGACAUGGAGGGACCUCCAACACCUCAUCGCCAGGACCGCCAGGAUCCCUGAUCCCUCGGAGCCAGGGUGGAUGAUCAAUGGAGCCGGCUACCACGUGCACCACAGGUACCUCGCUGCGCCGACACUCCUCCCCCCGCUCCUCCAACCCCCUUCCAACCCUGCGGAGAUGGGUGUUAUGAAUGUUGACACGCCCAUUCACACUUGGUUGGUGCCAUUGUAGGGCCAGGGGGCCUUGGCCCUCCCUGGGAAGGGAACACAUGAGGGAUUACAUCAAAGCCCACC